Molecule: messenger RNA, 1504 nt
Organism: Hippoglossus stenolepis (Pacific halibut)
Lineage: Eukaryota; Metazoa; Chordata; Actinopteri; Pleuronectiformes; Pleuronectidae
Gene: tmem187
Product: transmembrane protein 187
Exons: 1
Coding region: 160-939 (259 amino acids)
Cellular component (GO): transport vesicle
Source: RefSeq, a predicted model, not a curated record
AAAUGUGGGCGGGGAGAGUAAGAAGGAAGCCAAUCUAAACCCUCCAUUUUCUACCAUGUGACUUUGAACCCGGAAUCACAACAACCGCUCCCACUUGUUGAGCUCGUUGACAGUCGGAGGCAAACAGCUGGAGUGUGGAGCUGUUCUCUGACACCAGCCAUGAUGUCGGCUCUGCUCCACGUGUUGCUGCCCUUCCUCUUCUGUGUGAUGGUGGCCAACACCAGCCUGUUUGACGGAGCGGCGGUGGACUUGUCCUACGAUCACUACGCGGAGAGGCGGGUGGAGUCUCUGCCGCUCUUCCUGGCGAUGCCCUGUAACUGUGCGGUGAACGUGCUUUACAUCUUCAUGGGUAUGUACUGGCUGAGGAACAGAGCAGGGGAGGGGCAGCAGAGCCGCUACCUGAGGCAGGUGUUCGCCCUCAUGGCCAUCCUGUACGCGCCUGUGCAGUGGACGCGCUUGGCGGUGCUGCGGCGCGCCCCCGCCGUGCUCGACCAGUGGUUCACGCUCCCGAUCUUCGCGUGGGUUCCGGUGUGGAUCAGCUUCAUCGAGCGCGGCCCGGCCAAGUGGCGCGCGUCUCACGCGGCCGCGGUGGAAGCGUGCUCGCUCCUCAGCUACGGCCUGUCGCUGGUGUACGAGCGCGGCUUCGAGGUGGCGCUGGGCUGUCACGUGGCCCUCGCCGUGUUCCGGGGAGUGCGCGUGCAGCGGACGCACGGGGACGGUCGCACGCGCGCGUACCUGCAGCUGGCGGUGCUGUCGUGCGCGGGCUUCGUGCUGCUGAAGGUGCUGGACCACUGGCUCGCCCAGUACCGACUGUUCCAGCGCUUCACCGGACACUUCUGGUCCAAAGUGUGCGACGUGCUGCAGUUCCACUUCAGCUUCUGCUUCCUGAGCACACUGACGCACAGGGCGCAGGAGAGGAGCGCAGCGCGGCACCGCUGACAUCACUGACCCUAGAACCACCUCACUUCACUUCAUUGUCUAUCCAUCUAUCCAUCUAUCCAUCUAUCCAUUCCAUUCCAUUCCAUUAGGAUCAUAUCUAUCCAUCUGUCGUUCUAUCUGUCACAUUUGUCAUAGAUCAGUUAUAAACCAGUAAUCAGAACAAUGGGUUGACGGGUUGUGUAACAUCCACCACCAUAAAUGCACAGUGGUAUAUUGUUGGAUGUGGAGGUGGAGGUGUGAGUCUCCUCCAAGUCACUAUAACACGAGUUGUCUUAAAACCAAUAAUAACUGCAGAGGAGAAACUAGGAGCCCUGGAUUCAAGACACUUAAACCCUUGCACUUGUUAAUAUUGUAAAUCCAUACUUUUUUAAAAAUGUCAUAAUCAAAUCAUAUUGUGAACAAUUUAUUUUUAUAAUUGUGGAUGAUUGUUACUUUUGUUAUUGCUGCUAAUGAUUACAUUUUAUUGAAUCUUCCCUGUUCCUGUAUUAUUAUUAUUAUGUAAACUCUCUGCUCUAAAAAUGUGAUAAAUAUUUGGAAAGAAUAAAUCAAAUGAAAAAAAGAAAAA